Messenger RNA from Chiloscyllium plagiosum (whitespotted bambooshark), 4821 nucleotides. The record is from RefSeq and is a predicted model, not a curated record. Lineage: Eukaryota; Metazoa; Chordata; Chondrichthyes; Orectolobiformes; Hemiscylliidae.
AUGCUACUGCUGAGCUACUCUGAUGGUGAGACACUGAAAUACCUCACCCAGAGGACAUUCUGUGACCCUGCCACCCUCAGCGCUUCCUCCAAACGUUGUUCAACAUGGAGGAUACGGAUCCAGGAGCCAAGGGAGGACGCUGUUUGGGUCCAGGGGCCAGUGGUGAUCCGUGAUGAUGAGUUGCCUCAGGAUUGGUUUCAGUUGGACGAUGAAGCCUUGGGCUCCACAUUGUCCCUUUUGGAAGACUCCUUCCCAAAUACCUUCUUUCUGGUUUCUGAUGGGUGGAAUUACCUCAUUAAAAGCCGUGUGGUUCUGGAGAAUCUCCAGCCUGAGAUGUGGAUAGAGGAAUAUGAGCACACUCUGGAUGACUUCAUCUAUGAUACAAAGCUGAGGGUUCUGACUGUGCACAUGGAUCAGUUCAGUGGACUGCAGGUGCACCUUGGCACCCCAUCUCACCCCACAGAUCAUCUCAUUUUUUUCAUCCGUAAGGAGAAAACUGAGAUUGAUGCGGAGAACUUUGUGCACGUUGUUCAGUUUGGAACCAUCCGGGGAGGUUACCUGGAGAGCCUGCUCAGGCACAUGCUGGGCAUCUAUGCUCCACAGUUCCUGGAAAACCGAAUGUGGCCUGACAGUCUCAAGAACAAUUUUUCAGCACAUCUGCACAAGUUCCUUGCCAGCCUUACAGAUGCUCGUUACAAGCUGGAUGGCCACACAGUACUCUACAUUCCACUUGAGGGCAUGAAUUUGCCACCUGAUCAGGUUGCGCUGGAUAAGGAGCUUGUACAGAGAUUGGAAACUGCUGUUGUUCACUGGACUCGUCAAAUUAAAGAUGUACUAAGUGCACAGGAGGCUGUAGAGACAGGCGAGAUCUCGGGACCACUGGAUGAGAUUGACUUCUGGCGCAACCGGUGUGAUGAUCUGUCGGGGAUUGGUUUCCAACUGGAUAAAGCCGGUGUCAAACACAUCCAGUCUAUCCUUGAACUUUCCAAAUCCUCUUACAUUGGUCCCUUUCUCAAACUAGCCAAGCUUAUCCAGGAUGGACGUUCGCAGGCCCAGUCAAACCUCAGCUUCCUGUCUGUCCUCACGAGUCCCUGUGGGGAGCUGGUGAAGCUGAAAGUCAAAGACAUUCCAGCCAAGCUGCCUCACAUCCUCAACCUCAUCCGGAUCAUCUGGGUUAACUCAAAGUUCUACAACACCCGGGAUCGCAUCACCGCGCUCUUCCGUAAACUGAGUAAUGAAAUAAUUCGUCUGUGCUCUGGAGAGAUCUCAUUGGACAGGAUAUUUGAUGGCCACAUCAACUUGAGUAAGGUCACUCUCCAAGACUGCAUUGAGUGUUGUCAAAACUGGAAAGCCCACUUUGCACGUGCUGCCUUCAUACAUACCAGAUUUUCAAAUGUUCCCUGGAUCUUGGACAACACAAGUGUCUUUGCCCAAGUGGAUGCUUUUAUACAGAGAUGCAGGGACCUGCUUGAGGUGUGUGACUGCCAGGAGUUCUUUGCCCGAUGGGAAGAUGGUGAACAGAUACCUCUGCCCUGUUUUGGGGGACAUCGCGGUCCUGAAAUAACACGGAGUCUCCUCGAGAUUGAAGCCACCUUCGACAAGAUCCUACAAUUGCUAAAAUUAAUGAAGAACGAAAUCCUGGAUGUGAAGAAUACAUUCUGGCACGAUGAGUACAGCAGGUGUCAGCUGAGGCACAGUGGACAGCACUCUCUCACCGCUGAAACUGUCUAUGAAUAUUAUGUAGACCCAAAAACCAAGGUGUGGACCUCCUUUGAGGAAAAGCUGACAAAGUCAUGGCGAUAUCCGAGCAACAUGCCCUUUUAUAAAAUCAUCGUGCCCACAGUGGAUACAGUGCGAUACAACUUUCUGGUGAGCAGCCUGGUAGCCAACCAGUGUCCAGUGCUGCUUGUGGGCCCAGUCGGGACAGGGAAGACCUCUGUUGGUCAGAAUGCACUCCAGACCCUUGACCCCAUGAAAUGGUCGAUACUGACUGUGAACAUGUCUGCUCAGACCACAUCUAAAAAUGUCCAGGAUGUUAUCGAGAGCCGUGUGGAGAAGAGGACGAAGGGAGUAUAUGUUCCAGUUGGUGGGAAAAAGCUCAUCACCUUCAUGGAUGACCUGAACAUGCCAGCCAAAGAUACGUUUGGUUCCCAGCCACCACUGGAGCUUCUCCGCCUGUGGAUAGAUUAUGGCUUUUGGUACGAUAGAGCCAAACAGACUGUGAAACACAUAAAGGACAUGUUUCUAAUGGGAGCCAUGGGUCCCCCUGGUGGAGGAAGAACAGUCAUAUCACCUCGCCUUCAGAGCCGCUUUAAUCUGAUCAACAUGACCUUUCCUGUGACAUCCCAGAUCAAACGUAUUUUCAGUACAUUGAUAAACCAGAAACUGCAGGAUUUCGAUGAGCAAAUGAAGCCAAUUGGUAAUGUGAUUACAGAUGCCACUAUUGAACUUUACAAUGCAAUUGUUCAGAAAUUCCUGCCAACGCCAACCAAGAUCCACUACCUCUUCAAUCUCAGGGAUAUUUCCAAGAUCUUCCAAGGGAUGCUUCGCAUCCACAAGGAUUACCACGACUCAAAAACAAGUAUCUCACGCCUGUGGGUCCAUGAAUGUUUCAGGGUAUUUUCUGAUCGGUUUGUGGAACAUAAGGACAUGGAACUGUUUGUGACCUUGCUGAACGAGAAACUAGGCACUUUCUUGGAUAUGACCUUCCACAGCCUCUGCCCAAAUAAGCAGUCACCCAUCUUUGGUGACUUCAUGCGGGGAGAUGUAUACGAAGACCUAACAAACUUCAAGGCCCUGAAAAUGUACAUGGAGCACCAGCUGAAUGAGUAUAACUCCACUCCUGGGGUGGUGCCGAUGAGCCUUGUCCUCUUCAAAGAUGCUAUCGAACACGUGACGCGGAUUAUCCGUGUGAUUAGUCAGCCACGUGGCAACAUGCUGUUGGUUGGGAUCGGGGGAAGUGGACGGCAGAGCCUAUCUCAGCUGUCUGCCUUCAUCUCUGACUACAAUACCUAUCAAAUCGAAGUUACUAAGGUGUACCGCAAGCUGGAGUUCAGAGAAGAUUUAAAGAAAAUCUACCGUGAAGCUGGAGUUUCAAAUAACCCAACAGUGUUCCUGUUUACGGACACCCAGUUGGUUGAAGAAUCCUUUUUGGAAGAUAUUAAUAACAUCCUGAGUUCUGGAGAAGUUCCAAACCUGUUCAAAGCAGAUGAGUUUGAAGAAAUUAAAAAUGCAUUGUUGGACGCAGCUAAGGAAGAGUCUAUUCCUGAAACCAAUGAAAGUAUCUUCAAUUUUCUCAUGGAAAGGGUUCGUAGUAAUCUUCAUGUCGUGUUGUGCAUGAGUCCAAUUGGAGAUCCCUUCAGGAAUCGUGUACGGCAGUACCCAGCGUUAGUGAACUGCACCACUAUCGACUGGUUUUCCGAAUGGCCGAGGGACGCUCUGCUUGAAGUGGCCGAGCGAUACUUGAUGAGCGUGGAACUUGGAGGAUCGGAGGAGCUACGCAGUAACCUGGCUCACAUCUUUGUGACCAUGCACCGCUCAGUGACAAUGUAUUCUGAGAAAAUGUUGCUGGAACUGCGGAGGCAUAACUAUGUGACCCCAACCAACUAUCUGGAGCUGGUGUCCGGCUACAAAAAGCUCCUGGAGGAGAAACGCAUUGAGCUGAGUACUCAGGCCAACAAGCUGCGGAAUGGACUGUCUAAGAUUGACGAUACCCGUGAUAAGGUGGAGGUGAUGUCCGUCGAGCUGGAGGAAGCCAAAGUGAAAGUGGCUGAGUUCCAAAAGCAAUGUGAGGAGUAUCUGGUGAUCAUUGUGCAGCAGAAACGGGAAGCUGACGAGCAGCAGAAGACUGUAAGCUCCCACAGUGAGAAAAUUUCAGCAGAAGAGAUAAAAUGCAAAAUAAUGGCAGAAGGAGCUCAAAAGGAACUGGAUGAGGCCAUGCCAGCACUGCAGGAGGCAAUGAAGGCCCUGGAGUCCUUGAAUAAGAAGGACAUGACAGAAAUCAAAUCGUACGGCCGCCCGCCUGUCCUCGUUGAGACAGUAAUGCAGGCUGUCAUGAUCCUCCGAGGCUCAGAACCGACAUGGGCUGAGGCCAAGAAGCAGCUGGGUGAGGGCACCUUCAUUAAGCAGCUCAUUAAUUUCGACAAAGACAAUAUUUCUGACAAGGUGCUGAAGAAAAUUGGGACAUACUGUGCACAACCAGACUUCCAGCCAGAAAUUGUCGGUCGUGUAUCUGUGGCAGCAAAAUCCCUCUGUAUGUGGGUCCUGGCCAUGGAGCUGUAUGGCAGAUUGUAUCGUGUGGUAGAACCCAAGCGAAUUCGGCUCAGGGAUGCUAUGGCACAGCUUGCAGAGAAACAGGCAUUGCUCGCUGACGCACAGGCGAAGUUAAGAGAGGUGGCUGAGAAGCUGGAUACGCUGAAGAAACAAUAUGAUGAAAAGCUGGCUCAAAAAGAAGAACUGCGGAAAAGAUCAGAGGAGAUGGAGAUCAAAAUGGAUCGUGCAGAUAAGCUGCUAUCCGGUCUAGCCGCAGAGAAAGUACGCUGGGAACAGACAGUCAAGUCCAGUAGAACACCGGAACCUCCAUUUGUUGUCUUGGUAAGACCACACCUGAACUAUUACAUCCAGUUUCAGUGUCCCCACCUAAGAAAGGAAUUACUUGCCAUCGAGAGAGUGCACUGGAGAUUUGCUCGACUGAUACUGGAGAUGCACCAGGAAACUGAAUCAUCCAGUCAGCUCUCUGUCUGUUUGUCCACCUCAAUUAACUUCAGCCAGGCAAAAGGAUCCUCACUGCUGCAUUCAACAGGAUCACAGAGUGGGCUUUAA